UGUUAUUUACUUCAUGAAUAGUAACCGUAGUCUCACUUUUUACAGUGUGCUAUCCGAUAUGUGUGAUCUCAUGAGAGAGAAACCAGACUAAAGGAAAGUGAAAACCAGAUUCUGAGGAACAAAGAUAAAGUGAAAUUAGCAUUAGCAUUUUUUGAUGGAAUAUGCAUGAUUAAUUAAUGAAACAGAUCAGAUGAGAUGCUCCUUUAUUGAUCCCCAUAGGAAAAAAGAAAAAAAAAGAUAAUAAAGUCACGUACUAAAUGGCAUGUUAAAAAUUAACUAGUCAUCAUCAAACAGCAUAAAAGCAGCCAUCAGGAUCACAUCAGUCAGCAACAAAAUAACAAAGUUGUUAUUCAAAUGUGAUAUUAAAAAUUAACAGAGCCUCUAUAAAUAACAUAAAAGCAGCCAGGGGGAUCAUAUCAGUCAGAGUUUAGGUGACUGAACGACUCUGAAUCAACUUGGAAGAUGAAUUUUACCAUUGUAUUGUCUAUGCUGCUAUACUGCAGCCUGAUUUUGGCCCAGGAUGAUGUUAAUGAUCCUGAAACAGAAAGAACGAGUAAAACACAGUCAUGCUUUCCAGACAUGUGUGAUUUGCUGAAAGAGAUUGGUGCCAUGACAGAAAAACAGAGAGUUAUGGAAACCAGGCUGAAGGACAGUGAAACCAGACUGAAGGAUGCAGAAACCAGGCUGAAGGACAGUGAAACCAGACUGAAGGACAGUGAAAAUCAGAUUCUUGAACUGAAGAGCAAAGAAAGAACCAUGAUAGUGUUCAGUGGAGCAAUAAGUGGGAGUGGACACAUUGGACCCUUUGAUACAGAUAAAACUUUAGUCUACAGAACAGUUAAAACAAACAUUGGCAAUGCCUACAGUCAAUCCACUGGUAUCUUCACUGCACCUGUUCCAGGCAUUUACUACUUCACCUUCUUUUAUAAUGCUGGAGGAUCACAGAGAGUAUCUCUAACCCUCAUGAAGAACAACGAGGCUGUUGUGAAGACCGCUGAUAACAGCACAUCACAUGACGGGGCUGAUAACGGUGGCAAUGCAGUGUUCUUGCAGCUGCAGCAAGGGGACCAGGUGUAUAUGCACUUACUUGCAAAUACACAUGUGUGGGGAGACAACCUCGCUACCACCUUCAGUGCUUUUCUGGUCCGUCAGGUUUGAACAGUGAAUAAAGAUAUGAUUUAUUUGUCAUUGCAGUUACAAUUUCUAAUUUCUUUUAACAGAUCUGAAAUUAUUAUUAUUCACUUUUAAUUGAUUCCUAUUAUUACAGCUGCUUUAAGUGCCCUUUGUACAACUUGGAUGUGUACAAGUAACUAUUAAACAGAUUACAGACUAUGUUACAGUGUGUUAUCUGGAAAGUUAGAUCAGAAUUAAUAAUAAUGCCUCAUCUGAGAGCUUAUACUUGUUAAUUAUCUACUAUCUAUGUAUCUUGUUUUUCUCUUCAAAAACAAUAAAAUCAAACUCUUUUGUUGCAUCUUAA
This is a messenger RNA of Morone saxatilis (striped sea-bass), 1477 nucleotides long. RefSeq names its product cerebellin-4-like. The transcript has 3 exons. Bases 463 to 1158 code for a protein of 231 amino acids. NCBI's taxonomy places the organism in Eukaryota, Metazoa, Chordata, Actinopteri, Moronidae. Gene Ontology annotation, molecular function: protein binding. The record is from RefSeq and is a predicted model, not a curated record.